AUGUUAAUAAUGUGGCAAGAAUCUGUAAUGUUACUGCUGGAAUUUUUAGCUGCAAUUUGCGCCGUAGCUGUAUGUGGUCCUUGUUUACUUGCUUGCGCUAGAAGAUUAAUUCUCGGAGAUGAGUUACUGCAAAGAGGCGGUCCUGUCAUUCAUGAAGCAGAGAUUUUGGGCUGCGAUGAGCCUGCCUGUCCAUAUUACAAAAAGAAUGUACGAUACUUAAUGGUGCCAGCAGCAAGGCGACGUCAGUAUAAUUCGCCAUCUCGAGCAUGUUCUUGA
Parnassius apollo (apollo) is the source of this 276-nucleotide messenger RNA. Lineage: Eukaryota; Metazoa; Arthropoda; Insecta; Lepidoptera; Papilionidae. The record is from the annotation of a GenBank genome assembly.